UUAAGAAUUUGUCUGAUUUUUACAGGCAGGCACUCUUAAGAGGUUUACUUUAAGCAUCUCGUAACUUCUACGCCAUUCUGCUUGUUUCUUUCUUGUUAAAGGUGGACUUCAAAAACCCGGAUCUAGACAGGUUUCCCAGGUUUAGCGAGAUAGGAGGAAUGGAGGUGGCUAUGGAGCCUGGAGAAGUGCUUUAUAUUCCACAUUACUGGUGGCAUUACAUUGAAAGUGAAAUGCACAGUCACACGCUGGGCGGAUUUCAUUCAACUAGAGUACUGAUUUUUGGCGAUUUAUAUUCCCUUUUUAGCAACACUAUAUCAGUAAAUUUCUGGUUUGAACCAAAAAACACGACGACUAUGAAUGAUGUCGUUAAAGAUCCAGAAGAGUCAGACAAUAAAAGUGCUGAAGCCCUGACGGAGAAAGGCCUUGAAAGUGAAAAACCACAAGAGUACGAGAACAACCCUCUAGUUGAAUCCGAGCAAACCGUGAAGAAAGAUUUACUAACGGGUAGCGAUGGAAAACAACCUAACGAGCACAAUGACGAAGAGGAAAAAGAUCAAGUUAAAGUUGUUAUAAGCGAGGAGGGAGAGAAAGUUGAAACGGAGGCAAUAAAUGAAGAAAGUCAGGAGGACGAAGAAGCAGACAUCGAGCGUUCCGCUGCGCAAUACCUGGCCCUUUUGAGAGAGACGGAGACGUUACUUUUUCGUGCUACUCUAAAUCUCGAAAAAGUUAGUCAACAAAUAGUUUCUGGCUAAAAGAAAGCUCUGUAAUUCUUACGAAGGGGAAGGAUAGUUCAGCCAGGCCCACUGGUAGAUGUAAUGCGGUUACGCUGUACGCCUUUUAUCUUGACCAAACUUUGGGAAGACUGGGUACCAGUGUAGCCCGAUAAGAAGACUGCGAUUGUUUGGGUGUGCUGUUUAAUUAAGAAAGAGAAAACGUGCACUGUGUUUCUAUCGAGCUACAGAAACACAAGUGGGAGUUUGGGAGAACUAGAAAUGCUUUGGGAAUAUGAGCUAACAGGUGAGUGUUUUCACAGCUUUUUCGAGUUCUUCCAGACCUCUACGAGUGUUUCUAUGACUCGAAAGAAACACAGAGAACAUCGAUUUUGUUUCUAAAGAAAACAGCCUGUUUACUUUGAACACCAAAAUGUAAAUUCUCUUUGC
Molecule: messenger RNA, 1160 nt
Organism: Orbicella faveolata
Lineage: Eukaryota; Metazoa; Cnidaria; Anthozoa; Scleractinia; Merulinidae
Product: hypoxia-inducible factor 1-alpha inhibitor-like
Source: RefSeq, a predicted model, not a curated record